Messenger RNA from Monomorium pharaonis (pharaoh ant), 9495 nucleotides. RefSeq names its product rho GTPase-activating protein 7 (gene cv-c). Gene Ontology annotation, biological process: signal transduction; regulation of Rho protein signal transduction; actin cytoskeleton organization. The record is from RefSeq and is a predicted model, not a curated record. Lineage: Eukaryota; Metazoa; Arthropoda; Insecta; Hymenoptera; Formicidae. Gene Ontology annotation, molecular function: GTPase activator activity; lipid binding. The transcript has 16 exons. The coding region runs from base 1225 to 6843 and encodes 1872 amino acids.
GCCGCAGCGGUCGCGGGAGUCGGUUCCCGCACUUCGUGGCGCUAAUUCGAUUUGAACGCGUCGCUCGCGCGCGUAGGCGGUGCGUCGGUCGCGUUGUCGAGUGCCCCGUGCGUUGCCCCGGGUGAGCUUUCGUUGCUCCGGCGUUGCGUUUCGCGCGCGAUCGCGACAGCAAGGUCGCGGACGUAACUCGACGGCGACAGAGAGAGAGAGAGAGAGAGAGAGAGGAGGCACACCGACCGGCGGUGUGUCCUUUUGCGUUUGGCCCGUUGGCAGUUUCGGCGUGUUUCCAAACGGAAGUGAGAUCGAUCGAGAGUACAGUGUGUAUGUGACCGAGGACGUACGUAAUUCCUCCGUUUACGCAGAGAAAUCAUCGGACUUGUAUGCAUGUGUACUGACCUUGUGUGUAGGUGGUGAUCCAUGCGCGCGCGCGUAUCGGAAUUUCACGGGAACAUUCCUUCCGUCGUUGGCGACGAGGCGCCAUGGCGACAAUCAACAAGUGCGACGAGUAACAGUUUGCGGCCACGUGACGCGUCGCCGAGGUACACAGCGACGCGUUCCACAGCGGGUCCGGUUGCCUUCGCCUCUCAAGUUUACGUGUAUCACAAAAGUGCCCCAGCGCGGAAUCGAGGAACGCCGAGACGACGAGGUUUUUCGCGCACGUACGCCGCAGCGGCAGCGUGAAAACUUGCCGACGUCACCGAACUGAAGUUGGACGAAUUUCGGUUGGCCGGGCGAGCUCAACAGCUCGGAGCGCUGCAACUUCACGCUCAUCGGACCGCUGCUGCGACCGUUAUCGACACGACUCGGUGCGUGCGACACGUUUCGCGGAGGAGAAAAAGAAAUGUCGAGUUGACGAGGAGGUGAGACGUGACGUAUCGCGUUAGCCCGGCGUGCACGAAAUCGCGUCCCGUCUCCCGUCGUCGGUCGUUCGCGAGAAUUUCGCGGAAGUGAAGCCGUUCCCGGAAAAAGUGAAGCACGCCGGAAACGCGAUUCUCGGGAGGCGGCGUAAUCGUGCCGCGCAGUGAUAUAUCGUGAGAGAGAGAGAAAGAGAGAGACGCCGGACGCGGUGGCCGGUGGUUUCUCCGUGUUCCCCGACGUUUGUACAAGCAAAGUUCAACCUCGAACACGUGGCUGUCGCCGGUGCAACUCCUGAUCGUCCACCGGGGAGUAUCUCUCGGAUGCACGAGAAAAUGUGUGUAAGAUCGUCGAGGUGACCCUGAGAGCAUGGAAACUAUGCAGGAAGGUGGUGGUCGUCUGCAAAAUGGUUCGAAGACCGUCGCGAAGAUGCCGAAUCGGUUGACGCUUGUGCAAAGUGACGAAAAUGACAAGGUGACAAAUGAAGCAAGAGCGGAGAUGGAUCCGUACAGGGAACUGGAGCUCUAUCUCGCCAAGGUUGAGGAGGAAAUCGGCGAGAUAAUCGAGUCGGCUCCAACGACACCACUCCGCGCCGUAGAAGAGACAAAGCGUUUGACUCAGUUUGAAAAAUUGUCGAGCUGCGCGAAUGAUUCGUUCUCUCUGAAAAAUCUGUCUACCACGAAGUCGCAUGGCUUCGUAAGAAGACAAAACUCAUUGACGAGAGGCAGCGAGGAUAUCGAGUGGUCGAACAACGUCCUCGCGGAGUUCAACAGCAUAAUCGCCAACGAGAUCAACGAGCUCACCAAAGAGAAAACUAGGAGAGAACCCGUGCGCAACGACGACGUCAGGGUGAUACAAUACAAAGAGCUGCUGAACGAAUUCGGGAUAUCUGACAGCGAGUGUUCCGAUCGAGAACUCAAUGGUGAGCACGUCUCUCUUCGAGACGGGAAAAGUCUUCGAGAGCGUAGGAACGGAAAAGUGUUCGUCGACGACGAUCGUCGCUGCUUACUGAACUCCGAUUACGACGAGCCUCACGACCGAGUGAUCCCCGAGGGAAGGAAGAGCGGCAGCCUGCCGGAGAACCUGCAGGACAUCAUCGGCAAACGUGGUCGAUUUCAUAUCGCGGAGGCUCUGAGCUCUGACUACGACGAGCCCAGCAACUGUCUGCCGAUAAGCUCGAUCAAGAACCAGAUCGAUCGGAUCACCUCUAGUCUACCGUCGAAGUUGGAGCGCGAGUGUAUCUCGAAAGAGGACGCACGAACGGACCCUUGCCAUGCACCAAAGACACCCGUAGGAUUAAGUUCCAAGACCAAUGAAGGCGUCAACGUGGACGCGCUCCAAGCUGGAUCGUUCAGAAGCGCCGAGGAAGAUCUGACCGAAGAGGCGAACGCGAAAUUACCGCCGCGACAACGAUCCGGCAGAAAGACGAGCCUUCCCAUUAAUCUAACGAAUCAAAAACGUAGAAAGGCAAUGCGACUACAAAGAUUCCGACGGGGCAUGGACGAGCAAGAGGCCAUGGAUCCCGAUUACGAUGACGUGUUUCCGAACGAGAAAACGGGCAGAUCUAGAUCACUGGACAAUCGCGUACCGAGAUCGGCGCCUGUGACUCCCACGGAGGAAAAGAAACCGCCGUUCCCGAAAUUGUUGAGAAAACGGCACACCCCGGUCUUCCACGAGAGUACCGACGACGUUAUUCUGGUGAGCGUGUCCUCGCUGCCGGAUCAAGAUAUACUACGCCUGAGAAGCGACAGGCUUCACGAGACGAAGAACGGCAAGGCGAACUCGAAAGAAACGUUGACACGAAAAAAGCGGGCAAUAUCACCGCUAACCUUACGUUCCGAUAUCAUCGCGAAGAGACUGUCGGAAUCGGACAGAGAUAUCAGACAGAUCAGCCCGGUGGAUUUGAAGAAGUUCUCGUUGACGCCAACGUGGGGUAACGAUAUUGCGGUGAAUUGCGACUUGUCCGAGAACGAUGACGUCAAUGGAAAUUGCGGGACCGAGAACGGAACCCUUGGCAAGCUGGAUCACCACGUUGACGUAAAGAGGAUCAUGGAGGAGCAAAGCGCGAAAACGGGAUCUCUGCCUAUUUCCCUGCAGUCUCUGUUGUCGAGAAUACGAAAUGGCUCGGGUUCCUGUUGCCCAAACAGUCCGCCGAUGGAUACUCUCACAUGCUCCGACAUAGCGACCCAAACUUCGCCGGCGAUUUCAAGGAGUUCUAGCUUCACCUGGGUCAGCGAUUGCGACUCUCCUCAAGCCGAGUCCCAAUUAGAUUCGCAGUCACUGCAAGAUGAAAGCACUUUAGAUCCAGUUUCUCCGCAAGAUACCGUGGACGACGACAAUAGAUCCUCAUCGUCGUCUCAGGACCUCCUGCAGAGUAUGGACGAGAUUUCUUCCGGAAGUUUGUCACCGGAUACCACUGACAGGGCAUCUCCUCUUGAAAGCGGGAUUGGAACAGCAAGUCCACCUAGGAGCACGGACCGCCGAUUGACUAAGCCGUCAACACCAAAUAAGUGUAAUCGCAAAGAGACAUGGGAACGAAUCCGACGACGGCCGUCGAAACUGAACUCGCGAAACGACAAGAACUCGCAGGACGUAUGGGUCAAACGCGAGAGCGUGCAUACGCAAACGAAACGAAUUGACGAUCAGUACUCGCAGGACGCGGUGGACAGCAGUAGCGGCCUCGAUGACUCGUUGCCGAGGAUCAGGACGCCUAGGCCGACGAAUUUACCGCUAUGCUUGUCCACCACUGCGAGCAGUUCCUUGAGCUCGGGCGAGCUGCUCGAAACACCGCCCCGAGCGCCGUCCUCUCCGUCCGCGGCGAGUCUCCAGCUGAAGCCGGAACCUCUGGCUGUAGAAAUGGGCGGGAAGAGCAGCAGCGCGCCGUUGUUGGAGAACAAUGACGUCAAGAGUACCAACGGGAAAGUGCCGAGCUUGCAGCAGCAGCCACGCUCGCAGUCGGAACGACAACUAUCAGAAAUCGAGGCGCAAGAAGCUUGCAAAUGGUUGAGAGCUGCCGGAUUCCCGCAAUACGCGCAAAUGUAUGAAGACUAUCAGUUUCCGAUUGACGUUUCCGGCGUAGCCAAGGACCACCCUUUCCUCGAGGCCGACUCGCUGCAGAGCCUUUUCCGGCGUCUGCACGCCCUUAAUCGUUGCGCCAAUAUGAAACUCGACACUCAUCACACGCACCACAGCACGAGUCACAGCAAAAGCAGUGGUGGUGGUGGUGACGAAUCCGAUGAGGACACGCAGUGCGCCUUGAGCGAGAAAUGGACCUUCGAGAAAAAAACCAGACGCUGGUCUCGCAUAGGUGAUGUCACAGCAGCGAACGUUGAGAGGCUGCAAGCGAUCGCCGGACAGAACGCCGCGUCCGAGGACGAUUCUCUCGAGGAUCGUCUGGAGGCCGAGGAGGCGGACGAUACUAUGCUGGAGAAUGUGCGGUACGGCAGCCUGCCACCGGGGACCCUGCCCGAUGAGAACAGCACGCGAUUCCGCAGGUCGGGCUCGGAAAGGCUGCGGGACGGCGCGAAGGCCUUUCUGAGGCGCGUGGAGUCCCUGAAGUCGCGGCGACGAAAGCGCCAGAAUCGCGACGGGGUGGUGAUCAGCGGGCCCCAGGUGCUCGACGUGAUGUCUAUGCAGCAGAAAAUGAAGGAACUGAACUGCGUGGACGUGUCGCCCACGGGACCGGCGCCGGUCCCCUUUAACGAACUCUUAUCGGCUUCGCCGCUGCAAAUCCCCGGCUCGCCGGUUACCUUGCCAGCCUCGCCCUAUCAUUUACCGCCGUCGCCGCAGACAAACGCGCCUAGCCCUUUCGGCGACGACUCCUCGAGUUACUGCUCGGAUGGUUCGCAGGGCGGUGGACCGACCCCGACGCCGAUCCGCCCGAAGAUGAAUCGCGCCCGUCGAUUUUUACAUCGCAGCAGGGAGGAUCAGGGCGCGCUGAGCGACUCCGAAUGCCAGCCGACGAACUGGCGACAUCGAUACUUCCGCGACGCUAAUAGCAAUCACGCGAAGGUGUUAGAAUUUGUGAACGUACGUUCCCAAAGUUCCAAGGAACGUUCCCAAAAUUCCACGCCGUCGAAGAACGCAUCGAUUAACACUCGUGGCGGUAGCCUAAAUCUCGGCAAAGAAUCCCAGAGGUAUCGUGACAAGCUUGCGCAAGACAAAGAUGAAAAGGCGGCAACAUCGAAGCGAGAGGAUAAGAUGCGCAAGAGCUUCCGGCGCCGCGACGACUCACAUAAGGACAAAUCGAAGUCCAAGGAAGUCUAUCGUGAAAAAUCGAGGUCUAGGAGCUCUGAUUUAGCUGGUAGUCAGGAAAGCGCUUCUGUGGCGAGUAGGGAUUCCGAACCAGAAGAAGAAUCGCCAAAACACAAGGGCACCGUCGUCAGAUGGCACAGUUUCCAAAGAGGGUCGCUCUAUCCUGAACCCUUGGACCCUUUGUGUCCUAGAGCGAUGGCUUCCAUGUCGUGCGGACAACUUUUGGUGCUGAGGAAGCUAGCAUUGCUGAAACUUACGGCGUGCAUGGAACGAUAUUGUCCGACUCAUCGCACUGGUUGGAACUGGGAACUUCCGAAGUUUAUAAGAAAAAUCAAGUCGCCCGAUUACAAGGACAAGACAGUUUUUGGAGUACCGCUUCUGCUAUCUCUGCAGAGAACUGGUCAAGCUUUACCUAAGUGCAUUCAGAUCGCCCUGAGAUGGCUGAGAGCUAAUGCUCUGGAUCAAGUGGGCAUCUUUAGAAAGAGCGGCGUCAAGUCGAGGAUACAGAAGCUGAAAAUCAUGACGGAAACCCAGGGGGACAAUAUUAAUUUUGAUGGGCAGCAGGCAUUUGACGUCGCCGAUCUUGUCAAACAAUAUUUCAGAGAGCUGCCGGAGGCUCUGUUAACGAACAAGCUCUCAGAGACAUUUAUCGCCAUUUUCCAACAUGUCCCGGUGGAGUUACGACCUGAUGCCGUGCAGUGCGUUCUAUUGCUGCUUCCGGACGAGCAUCGUGAGGCAUUGGAGACCCUGCUUGAUUUCCUCAACCAUGUUGCCAGCAAUUCGCCCUACAAUCAAAUGACAGCUUCGAAUCUGGCUGUAUGCCUGGCUCCGAGCCUGUUCCAUUUCAACCACAGCAACACGAACGUGACUAACAGGUCGAACAGCGUGUCGCCACGUAGGCGAAAGACCGUGGGCAUUCCCGAUCAGCGGGAACUGUCGGAAAACAAAGCAGCUCACGACUGUCUUCUGUAUCUGGUCAAGAUGCAUCGUGAAUUAUUCAUGGUCUCAUCGGACAUGCUGUCGCAGUGUCACUUUAAUUACAUGGAAGAAAGCAUUCCGGUCGCGCUAGAGGAACUCGGCUCGGAAAUGAAGCAGGAUUGGAGGGGUUACUUGUACGCCUGCACCACAGCGUUGCUGAAGGAAGCGCGAGAAAACAGAAGUCGCGGUUGGGUCACGGUAAGCAAUCCUGCCGAUAACAGCGUAGAAAUGGCGUACAAAAAGGUCGGCGAUGGACACCCGCUUCGUCUCUGGCGAGUGUCGACUGAAGUCGAAGCUCCGCCAAACGAACUAUUGCAUCGUGUGCUAAGAGAAAGACACAUCUGGGACCCGCAACUAUUAAAGUACAGACUGGUGACCAAGUUGGACACCAAUGUGGAGGUCUUUCAAUACGCCACCGGGAACAUGAGUCCUCUGCCCGCUCGAGAUUAUUGUGUAGUAAGAUCUUGGCGGAAUGAUCUUCCCAAAGGUGCUUGUGUCAUUGUCGAAACAUCCGUGCAACAUCCAGAUGCUCCUGUCAUGCUCGGGGGAACUCGCGGCAUCGUUUUGGCCUCACGUUAUCUUAUCGAACCAUGUGGCAGCGGCAAAUCCCGCAUUAUGCAUUUAUCCAGAGUCGAUACGAAAGGUCGCACACCUGAAUGGUACAAUAAAAGCUACGGACAUAUCGCUGCUCUCCAUCUGAGCAAAAUUCGUAAUUCCUUCAAACAUACCACUGAUGGGCCCGAAAGUAAGGUUUGAGAACAGAGUACCGUGCAACAGCCAUUGUUGCACGGUUCUGCCUUUCCUUCCUCCUCUUCGUCCUCUUCUCCCUCUUCCUCCUCUUCUUCCUCCACUUCCACACUACAAGUACCCGACGAGCAGCAGUAUGACCACAGGAUCCUAAAGGACGUACUACAAGUCCAGCCUACCAUCGACGAGGAAUAAUCUCAGUCGAUUAGUGCAAUCAGCAACCAAAACCCACCGAUGUUGUAAUUAGCUUUAUUCAGCAACUGUUUUUAAAUCCAAGAUAAGCAACCUAUUUUAUUGUAUAGUAGUAUAGUAGUAGAAUUCUCCGUAUGACGUUUGUAUACUAUCCAAAAAUCUUGCCGUCCGUUUGUCAUAAGAGUUCUGAGGAUGCGUGAUACAAAGAAUAAAAAUGAACAAUCUUGCUCAGCAAUUUUAAUAAUGAAGAUGGCUUACAAUUAGACGCGUCUGUUGAUAAAUUAACCAUUUUGGGAUACGACUCGUUAUUUUUGCAGUUUUAAUGUUAUUUUGAGAAUUUAUAGAUUCUAUUGAAUCUCAAUUGCAUUUGAGCACGAUUCUUGAAACCACAUCUUGCAGUUUAUUUUAAAUAUGAUGGCAUUUUAAUGCUAAAGAUACAAAAAUGGUCCAUAAAACUUCCAGUUGUGAGAUAGAAGAUAAACGUCAUUCGGUGUUUUCGAUGACUAUGUGUAUGAGAAUAGCGACUCUCCAUGGAUUUAUUCUGUAUUGUAGCAAGUUCAUAUCUUCGAUAAAAAUAAGAGUAAUGAAAGAAUGUAGGAGCACGACCAAAAUAAGAAAUGACAUUAACAAUAUUUUCUCAUAAGAAAUGACACUAACGAUAUUUUUCCAUAUCUUAAUCACCGAUAAAACUUUCUGUAUAAAGUCAUUUUGGCUUUUACAAAUAAAAUAUAGAUUACAAAAAAUACACAUAUGCACUUAACUAAAAUUUUCAAAAAAUUUAUUUUCUAAAAGCUAAAAUAUAUAAAACUUUAUAUCAAAUAUUUUUCUAUAACAGAGAUAAGAUCUCAAAAUGAACAAAUAAAUCUGUGGGACCGAGUUUUGUCAAGAUAAAAUGCCGCUACAGAAUAUUCUACAGAAACUUAAACUUAUAGAAUGCACCAAUCGUUUACACCAACAAUUGUCGGCGUAAACGAAAUUGUAUCUAAGUUAACGGCAUUUGUACGUAACCAUUUGUAAUGACGAUGUUGAUCGAUUAAUGUUUCCAUCGGCCACCUAAAAAUGGGACGAAGCCUAGAUAGGGUAUUGUCUGAAAAUAUAAAUUUCACAUGCAUUUCGUAUAUUUUUUUCGGACCAAAUGCCAAUUUUUCUAUUCACAUAGCUUAUCACGUUAAAAUAGUCGAGGAAUUUUCUUCCUCUCCCAUAAGUGUUGUCACACGUAGACGAGCGAAUAUGUAAAUGUCGCGUACGCAUGUACACGUGUGUCUAUUUAUAAAUGUGCUCUUAUAAGCACGUGUUUGUUACAUGUAAAAGAGAGAACUACGCUAUUUCAGUGUCGGAGUUACAUGAUGCACUGCUGCGCCGUUUAAGCUGUUGUGUGAGAAAAUACAUAAUGAGAAUACAGUCAACGUAAAAAUAACUUGUUAUAACUCCAGCUUUUUGAAAAAAUUGUGGCGAUUAUUUUUGUUUUCUUACAGAAUUAAAUGUGAUUUUAUUUUUUUUUUUUUACUUAUGAUUGAAAUAAAAUAGUAGAAAUUUUCUUAUUUUUUAUGAAACUAAAAAAUUCCGCGUGUAGCGUUAUGUAAAUAAAGCAAUGCAGCUCUAGUAGUUAUUAUAGGUUUACCGUCGAAAUCACAAUCGCGACUGUUUAAGCAAUGUGAUUUUGAGUAAAUUUCCAAAUCUCGUUGUUUCGUGCGAGUGACGGACGACUCCAUUCAACGUAAGCAAUUGUCAUUGUUACUCGUGUCUAUGUUAAGAGUUAAAAUGAAAAAAAAGUCCGUUUUCGUCGUGUCUGUCGCGAGUUGACGUUCGCGAAUUUGGGACACGUGAUUAGGAUGUUUAAUCGUUCGACAUGUCCAUAUAACACAACAAUUAUUAUAGGGACCAUCUCAUGGACGUAACAAAUAAUUGAAACGUGCAAAGGAAAAGAAAUGUAAGGAGAAAACAAUAGACUGAAAUUGUCAACAUACGCAUUAUUUAAUCAUUUAAUGCCAACGUGAGAUGUGUACUGAGCAAAACUUUAUUUGAUAUGUCGAAAUGAGACGAAUUGAAAGUAAUCAUUUGUUACGUCCAUGGAUCAUCUUUGUUUGGACCCCAAACAGAAAAAUGACCUGCAUAAAAUGCACCUCAUCGAAAUGAAACUCUAAGUGUAUUUUAACUUAAUACUAGUCACUUAUAUUAUAGAGAAUUAUACAUUAUGACAAAUAGAUUUUUAUUGUACAACGUUGCGCCGAGAAUAUUUAAAAUAUUAUUAAUUGCUACUAUAUAUAGAUUAUAUAUCGACGUUAAGCAAUCAUACAAAUAUAUCAUAUUUUUGUGUCAAAAAACGCCAGUAGAAACGCGAUGACCGAAAUGGAGAAAUACGUUGUCAGCGUUUCUUCAUAUUUGUAACGAUAUAUGAACGUCUUUAUUCUUGUAAUCCGUGUUCCAUUAGAAUGUAAAUAUGUAUAUUAAAUAAUAAUGAGCAACACA